Molecule: messenger RNA, 1143 nt
Organism: Erigeron canadensis
Lineage: Eukaryota; Viridiplantae; Streptophyta; Magnoliopsida; Asterales; Asteraceae
Product: OVARIAN TUMOR DOMAIN-containing deubiquitinating enzyme 10-like
Exons: 10
Coding region: 1-1143 (380 amino acids)
Biological process (GO): protein deubiquitination
Molecular function (GO): cysteine-type deubiquitinase activity
Source: RefSeq, a predicted model, not a curated record
AUGUGGGACUCAUCAACAUCUGAUGGUAAAUGGGGUCUUAGUUUAUAUGAUAUUGAGCAAUUCUUCAGUUAUGGUUAUUAUGGAGAUUAUGGUUAUCAAUAUCAUACGAAUCACGACUAUAAUCAACAACAUGCAUAUAACGCAAGUUGUUAUCAAGAGGACCAGUAUCCCGGUGUCAAUAAUGAGAUACUAGUCUCUCUUCAAAAUGGAAUAUCGGAACUCUCAAUUGCAGAUGAAAAUCAAUCAUCACAUGCAGCAGCAGAAGAGCACCAACAGGAUCUGUAUCUGGUAGAGCACCUGCAGGUACCAACAGAUGCAGAACCGGAUCACCCACAAGUAUCUUCUCCAGUGGGGCAACUCGAAACGUUCACUACUAAUCAAGAUUGGAAUUAUGGUCCAUCAUCAUUGAAUUACCAUUAUGGUAGCGAAGGGAAUGAAAGAAUAAAGAUAGAUAGACCAACUACUCCAUGCUAUAUCCCGGAAAACCAAUCAUGUAAUGGGAAAGAGACCUUUCUAGAGAUUACAGAUGCACUGGAGUUUAAUGGAGAAGUAAGAAACAGACUACAUAAAGUUAACCCCGUCAGUCUUAUUAGCCCCAAAAUCAAUGGAGAUAUACCUUCGGUUGAUGAAGUAUCUUCUGAUCAUCAGAGGCUGCAAGAUAGAUUGGAUUUACAUGGACUCGUUGAAUCCAAAGUUGAAGGAGAUGGUAACUGUCAGUUUAGAGCGUUAUCAGAACAAUUAUAUCACACACCAGAGGAUCACAAGUUCGUAAGAGAUAGGGUUGUAAUGCAGCUUAAGAUACAUCAAAAUAUGUACGAGGAAUACAUCCCAAUGCCGUACCCUGAGUACUUGAAGCGGAUUUCUAUGAUAGGAGAGUGGGGAGAUCAUGUCACCUUGCAGGCAGCUGCAGAUUCAUACGGUGUCAAAAUCCUAGUGCUAACCUCUUUCAAAGAUACUAUUUUCAUUGAGAUUCUACCCAAGGUCCUGAAGUCUAAAAGAGUCAUUAUGUUGAGUUAUUGGGCUGAAGUACACUACAACUCAAUGUAUCCUAAAGGAGAAAUGCCUUCAUCCAAAAAUGAGAAGAAAAAGGAGAGCAAGAAAAAGUGGUGGAAAUUUAGCAUGCCCCAGUCGUGCCUGUACUGA